Messenger RNA from Pygoscelis adeliae (Adelie penguin), 1110 nucleotides. It is a transcript of the gene LTB4R, whose product is annotated as leukotriene B4 receptor. Gene Ontology annotation, molecular function: complement receptor activity; G protein-coupled receptor activity. NCBI's taxonomy places the organism in Eukaryota, Metazoa, Chordata, Aves, Sphenisciformes, Spheniscidae. Gene Ontology annotation, cellular component: plasma membrane. Gene Ontology annotation, biological process: positive regulation of cytosolic calcium ion concentration; complement receptor mediated signaling pathway; phospholipase C-activating G protein-coupled receptor signaling pathway. The transcript is spliced from 3 exons. The annotation marks the transcript as partial. The record is from RefSeq and is a predicted model, not a curated record.
AUGUCCUCAUCCCUUGCCAAUGCCUCAUCCCCCCCCAACACCACAGCUGCCUCCGUCCCCGGCGCAGCGGUGGGGCUGACCCUGCUGUCGGUGGCAUUGGCGGUGGGGCUGCCGGGCAAUGCCAUGGUCCUCUGGAGCUUCGCCAUCACCCGCCGUCGCAGUGUCCCCGUCCUCCUCAUCUUCCACUUGGCCUUGGCCGAUGUGGUCACCCUCCUCACUGGUCCCGUCUACCUCCAGGCCUUGAGUGUUGGCCAAUGGGACAUGGGCUUGGCCGUCUGCCGUGGGUGUCACUACCUCGCUGCCACUGCCAUGUAUGUCAGCAUCUUCCUCAUCGCUCUUCUGGGUCUCCAUCGGUGCUUGGCAGUCUCCAGGCCAGUGAUGACGGUGGUGACGGCGGGUGGUCGUGCCGGACGGUUGGCUCACGGAGCAGCUGCGGUGACUUGGUUGGUUGCUUUGGUGUUGGCCAUCCCAUCCAUCGUCUUCCGAAGGGUGAAGGAUGGGCACUGCCAGCGGGUGCACAGCACGGAGGCUUGGUUGGUGGUCCACAAUCUUCUGGAGACCAUCUUGGGUUGGGCUCUACCAUUGACUGCUGUAGCCAUUGGCUACGGGUUACUGGUCCACCGGUUACGCCAGACCCGCUUGGCCAGGCGCGGUCGUACCUUCCGGCUGGUGGCUGCUGUGGUGGUGGCCUUUGCCAUUGCAUGGGGCCCUUACCAUCUCGCCAGCUUGUUGGAGGUGGCAAUGGUCCUACAAGGAGGGGGUGGGACUUUGAAGGCGGCCGCCAAGGCCACUCGGCCACCGGCCACUGCCUUGGCCUUCCUCAGCAGUGCCAUGAACCCCCUCCUCUAUGCCUGCGCUGGGCGGGGGCUGCGCCGUGGUGCCGGGGGGUCUCUCCUGCCCCGGCUCCUGGAGAUCUCAGCCAUCACUGGCAGCUCCCGCCGCUCUGUCACCCAUUACCGAGGGAACGGAGGAGAAACACGACAACUUGGGACACCCCCCCCGGGGGUCUCUGGGACGGCGGUGUCACCUGUGUCCCUCUUGCGUUUCCGCAUCUUCUCCCUGGACCCCGACCUGCGGCCGAACCCUGAACCCAUCCUGGUCACCAUCACG